This is a messenger RNA of Fusarium poae, 1590 nucleotides long. RefSeq lists its product as uncharacterized. The transcript is spliced from 4 exons. Gene Ontology annotation, molecular function: transmembrane transporter activity. The record is from RefSeq and is a predicted model, not a curated record. Gene Ontology annotation, biological process: transmembrane transport. NCBI's taxonomy places the organism in Eukaryota, Fungi, Ascomycota, Sordariomycetes, Hypocreales, Nectriaceae. The coding region runs from base 1 to 1590 and encodes 529 amino acids.
AUGGCUUCUAGAACCGACAUCAGCGACGAUGAAACCCUUCGUCAAAAGAUCCCAGACCCGAAACCGAAACAACGAUCACUGGUGAAUCUCAUCUUUGACAAUACACGAAUUGAUCAAGCCGUUGAGAACCACGAAUAUCCAGGAUGUGGCACAUUCGAAGACCCCUACGUCGUCAACUGGAUUCCAGAUGACACAGGGAACCCUCUGAAUUGGGACAAGUGGCUGAAGUGGACUAUCACCAUGGUCUCUGCUGCGACUUCUUUUGCUGUUGCUUUUAGCUCCAGUGCUUACACAGGCACCAUCGUGCCACUUAUGAUGCAUUUCGAAGCAAGCCAAACUCUUGUUACCGCUGGUGUCUCACUAUACGUCCUCGGCUUCGCUGUCGGACCACUCUUUUGGGCACCUCUCUGCGAGAUCUGGGGUCGACAAAUCAUUUUCGUGAUUAGCUACGGCAUGUAUGUUGUCUUUAGCGCGGCAUGCACAGCUGACCACGGAAUUGCCACACUCUUGGUCUUGCGCUUCUUCUGUGGAACAUUUGGCUCAUCGCCAUUGACGAAUGCGGGAGGCGUCAUCUCUGAUGUCUUUAGACCUGAUGAGCGUGCUAUUGCCAUGGCCUUCUUCUCUUUGGCCCCAUCUCUUGGACCGACUUUGGGUCCCUUCAUCGGAGGAUACCUCGCUGAAGGCCAAGGUUGGCAAUGGGUCAUGGGACUGAUGGCUAUCAUCGCCGGUGUAUUCUGGAUACUCGACAUGUGCUGUGCCCCCGAAACCUACGCACCUUAUAUACUUGGCAACCGAGCAUCUGUCCUCUCGAAAAAGACCGGCAAGGUGUACAAGUCCAUCUACGAACACCAAGGGAAGGCCGAUCCUCCAAACGUGGUUCUCAAAAAGGCUCUCAUCCGACCAUGGCUUUUGCUCUUCCUUGAACCAAUCGUUCUUUUACUCUCUACAUAUAUCGCCAUUCUAUUCGGCACACUUUAUCUCCUUUUCGGCGCAUAUCCUGUCGUCUUCCAAAUAGAACGAGGUUGGAGUGCUGGCAAAGGCGGUCUCGCAUUUCUUGGCGUUGCGAUCGGUAUGAUCGGAGCCAUUCCUGUUAUCGGACUGGUCAAUAUCUGGUACUUGAAGCAAGCCGCCAAAUAUAAAGGCGAGCCAGUUCCCCCAGAGAACCGUCUUCCUGGGUGUAUGCUUGGAGGCAUUUGCGUACCAGUAGGGAUGUUUUGGUUCGCAUGGACCUCUUACCCCGACGUGCAUUGGAUGGCGCCAGUAGCAGCCGGUGUUCCUUUCGGUCUCGGCAUGGCGCUCGUGUUCAACAGCAUCUUCAACUACCUCAUCGACUCGUACACCAUUUAUGCUGCUUCCGUCCUUGCAUCGAAUGCCGUGUUGCGAUCGAUGUUUGGCGCAGCGUUUCCAUUAUUCACAAAGCAAAUGUACGACAAAUUGGGCACACAGUGGGCAAGCACAGUUCCAGCUUUCCUUUCUCUUGCGUGUCUACCGAUGCCUUUUAUCUUCUUCAAGUUUGGUCCUGCGAUUCGACAACGUUGCAAAUAUUCUGCAAAGGCGGCACAGGCGACGGCGAUGGCUGCAAAAGCAUAA